GUCCGGCUGUGUAUCCUCAACCGCAUUUGAGGGCAAAUCUGCUCUCAACUCUCCCGACUCCUUAACACCAGCGUCACGGGAAACAACAAUGGACUGACUGAGCACAAACCCAGCGCGAGACACGGAGGGAGUUAGCAAAGAGAGAAAGAGCGAGAGUGCGCGAGGGCAAGAGAGAGAAGAGAGACAGAAGAGAGAGAGCGAGAGAGAGAGAGAGAGAGAGAGAGAGGGGAGAAACGCCGCCUUGUUUUUGAAGCAUACACAUAUUUUUGUGGACAGACGCUGCUCCGGUUUCGGGACGGAUUGAGUGACCAUAACGUCUUUGAAGAGGGAGAUGUCACAGCGGAGCAGUGCUAGCACGAGGAUGCAGCCGCGCGAGCCCUCAUUGCAGUGCAUCUCCGGUAAGAUGGACGAGACGUAUUGGGGCUAAGGAUUCGGCGGGGGAGAGAUGUUUUGCUGUUGCCGUAGGCUGUUAGAAAGAACGAAUGCCUUCCCUGGCGUUAUGUCGCGCUCGUAAUAUGUAGCACGAGCAACGGCAGAGCGCGUGCAAGCUGUUUCUCAGCCGACAAAUAGAGCAAAGCGGAGCGCCGAGCCCUCCAGCGUCUUCUCCCACCUUGAGUGUCCAUGUGACGGCCGUGAUGCCCGGCUAAGAAGUGAGAGUAGCCUCGGGAGCUGUCCGUGGUGCUGAACGGAGUUGACCUUCCCUCUCCGAGCGGUAAAUCAAGCCUCCUGCAUCACACAGUAAGGUGGCAAAAGCAAAGCGUCACAGGCCACCACCACACAUGCGGACAGCUGCCGGGCUUGACUGAGUCAGCCGGACAAUCUUCUCUUUCAUGGCUGUGGCACGCAAAAUCAAAACUUUGCUGACCGUCAACAUUUUGGUGUUCGUGGGGAUUAUCCUGUUCUCGGUCUACUGCAGGAUUCAGGACCGGUCCGAGGAGCUCAUCCAGAUAGGGCGUAUUUCUGACCAGAGGCUGCGAGCCAGGAAUGGCAAAGUUUCCAACUUGGUGGACAGGCAGUCCAUUCUGCAGAGGCUGGAGAGGCUGGAGGAUGUGGUCUACAACCAGCUGAACGGUUUGGCAAAGCCCAUGGGGCUGGUUGAAGGCCCCGGAGGCCUUGGCCAGGGGGGAGCUGCUGCCACUCUGGGGGAGGACAGCCGAGAUGCCGAGGGGAAGUACGAGGAGUACGGCUACAACGCUCAGCUAAGUGAUCGCAUCUCCCUGGACAGGAGCAUCCCAGACUACAGGCCUAAAAAGUGUAAGCAGCUGACGUACCCAGAGGACCUUCCUCAGAUCUCUGUGGUCUUCAUCUUUGUGAACGAGGCUCUGUCUGUGAUCCUUCGCUCUGUUCACAGCGUGGUCAACCACACGCCGGGACACCUGCUGAAGGAGAUCAUCCUGGUGGAUGACAACAGUGACAGUGUGGAGCUGAAAUUCAACCUGGACCAGUACGUGAACAAACGCUACCCCGGCCUCGUGAAGAUCGUGAGGAACAGCAAGCGUGAGGGCCUGAUCCGAGCCAGGAUACAUGGCUGGAACGCCGCCACGGCUCCUGUCGUCGGCUUCUUUGAUGCCCACGUGGAGUUCAACACGGGCUGGGCUGAACCCAUCCUGACUCGGAUGAAGGAGGAUCACACCCGCAUCAUCCUGCCCGCCAUCGACAACAUCAAGUACAACACGUUUGAGGUCCAGCAGUACGCCAACGCCGCCCAUGGCUACAACUGGGGGCUGUGGUGUAUGUACAUCAUCCCCCCUCAGGAGUGGCUGGACAAGGGCGAUGAGACGGCACCCAUCAGAACUCCGGCUAUGAUCGGCUGCUCCUUUGUGGUUGAUCGGGAAUACUUUGGCGAGAUCGGUCUGCUGGAUCCUGGCAUGGAGGUCUACGGGGGCGAGAACAUCGAACUCGGCAUGCGGGUCUGGCAGUGUGGAGGGAGUAUGGAAGUCCUGCCGUGUGCCAGAGUGGCCCACAUCGAGCGAACCAAGAAGCCCUACAACAAUGACAUAGAUUACUACGCUAAGCGCAAUGCCCUGCGGGCGGCUGAGGUGUGGAUGGAUGAAUACAAAUCCCACGUCUACAUGGCCUGGAACAUUCCCAUGAAUAACCCAGGGGUAGAUUUCGGGGAUGUCUCGGAGCGUUUGGCCUUAAGGAAGAGGCUGCAAUGUCGGAGUUUUCGCUGGUACCUUGAACAUGUCUACCCAGAGAUGAGGAUCUACAACAACACCAUCACAUACGGAGAGGUGAGGAACAGUAAAGCCAGCGGAUACUGUCUGGAUCAGGGCUCUGAGGACGAUGACAAAGCCAUUCUUUACCCCUGCCACGGCAUGUCCUCUCAGCUUGCCCGUUAUUCUACUGAGGGGCUCCUCCAGCUGGGACCCCUGGGGUCGACCACUUUCCUGCCUGACACUAAAUGCCUGGUCGAUGACGGCAGAGGACGAACACCCAGACUAAGAAAAUGUGAAGCUGUUUCGAGAACUUCUCAGAGACUUUGGGACUUCACACAGAACGGUCCGAUCAUCAGCCGUGACACGGGUCGAUGCUUGGAGGUAGAAAUGUCCAAAGAUGCCAACUUCGGCCUUCGCCUGGUGGUCCAGAGAUGCUCGGGUCAGAAGUGGAUGAUACGAAACUGGAUUAAGCAUCCGAGGCACUGAAGCCAGAGAACGACCUCUGAGACAUUUUGGGCAGAGAUUCAAGCCGUAGUUGGAUCUCAAACUGUGGACCGUUCAGUGCGUGGAGCGCUGGUGUUAGUGUGUGGUAUUUCACACCACAGACUGCAGCGCACACUGAGCUCCCCCUCAGGCCACAGAGCUCUCUAACUCGGAGUCUUAAAGAAGAAUCUGAUCAAUUCGUGUGUUACACCGAGAUGUGCGUUCACAGAGACCUUAAGGCAAGCUGCUCUGUAUGAAAUGGCCAACAUUUCUGACAUUCAGCUACAUGUAUAAAACAGAGAAACAAGAAACUUGAGUGCAGCCCCUGAAGGCGGUUCAAGAUCCUCAUAAUACUUUUGUUUCUACUGUAAAACCCUCAGAUCUCUGAAGAUGAGAGUGUGCAAGAGAGAGAGGGAGUCCUGUCUUUUCUGAGUGCUUCUCAGCAAAAAGAAAAGAUUGCUGUCAGAUGCUACAUCAGAAUGAUUAUUUUGGGCUGUGA
Messenger RNA from Cheilinus undulatus (humphead wrasse), 3141 nucleotides. It is a transcript of the gene galnt9, whose product is annotated as polypeptide N-acetylgalactosaminyltransferase 9. NCBI's taxonomy places the organism in Eukaryota, Metazoa, Chordata, Actinopteri, Labriformes, Labridae. Gene Ontology annotation, cellular component: Golgi apparatus. The coding region runs from base 831 to 2645 and encodes 604 amino acids. The transcript has 11 exons. The record is from RefSeq and is a predicted model, not a curated record.